Messenger RNA from Pelobates fuscus (common spadefoot toad), 720 nucleotides. RefSeq names its product epiplakin-like. Gene Ontology annotation, biological process: intermediate filament bundle assembly; wound healing. Gene Ontology annotation, cellular component: membrane; cell junction; cytoplasm. Gene Ontology annotation, molecular function: keratin filament binding; structural molecule activity. The record is from RefSeq and is a predicted model, not a curated record. The transcript has a single exon. NCBI's taxonomy places the organism in Eukaryota, Metazoa, Chordata, Amphibia, Anura, Pelobatidae.
AUGCACAAGCAUGGCAAGAGCCUUCAAACCAUAGGAAAGCAUUACUCAAUGCUUUCCUAUGGACGUCCAGUGUCUUAUCAAUGUGAUUUUCAGAUUGAUUCAGUGAAGAAAUAAUUAGAAGGUUCUGGCUCGAUUGCAGGUGUAUUUCUUCAAUCCAAAAAUAACCCCACUAAAAGAGAGAUGAUGAGUAUUUACAAAGCAAUGUCGAAGCAGCUCCCGAGACCAGGGACAGCUCUUGUUUUGCUGGAGGCUCAGGCAGCCACUGGCUUUGUCAUUAAUCCAGUUGCAAACACAAAACUCACUGUGGAUGAAGCUGUGGCUGCUGGACUAAAUGGGCAAGAACUUCCAGCCAAACUGCUGUCUGCAGAGAGAGCAGUCACCGGCUAUAAUGACCCUGCUACCAACACCAAGCUCUCAUUCUUCCAAGCUAUGCAGAAAGACUUGAUUGUCAAGGACCAUGGAAUAAGUCUACUGGAAGCACAAAUUGCCACUGGAGGUAUUAUUGAUCCGUUGCACAGUCAUCAUGUGCCAGUGGAAGUAGCUUAUCAACGAGGCUUUUUUGAUGAAGCGAUGAACCAAAUACUUUCUGAUCCCACCGAUGACACCAAAGGAUUCUUUGACCCGAACAUGCACGUGAACCUCAUCUAUCUACAGCUUCUACAGAGGUGUAUCCGAGAUCCUGAAACAGGUCUUUAUAUGUUCGAGGUUACACAGAAAUGA